AUGGCCUCCGGCGCUCGUCCUGCAUCUACCCGUCGAUUCCUCAAGCCUCUCCUCUACUCAGCGGCUGCCCUAGCGGGAGUAGGCGCAACCGUUUUCUAUGUAUCAUAUCGUCCCAUCAAUAUCCCGGGCUCACAGGGCGCGGCGGUUCCCGUGCGGCGGACAGAAGAUGGAAAGAUCAUACCCCCGAAGUUCCCCUUGAUCAAGUCGCGUGCACAGCAGAUUGACGAUCUAAGAAAAAGUGGUGGUCUGGUUGGGGCAGCUUCUGAGACUCCCGUCACUCAGCAAUUGAAAAACAGUUUUGAUCGACUUAAAGGUGCAACAAGCGAAGACAAGGACAAUGUGUUAGCGGCCGACCAGGAAGCCGGAGAACCUUACGACCUUCUCAUCAUCGGUGGUGGAGCUACAGGGUCUGGGAUCGCCCUCGAUGCUGCUACUCGAGGCCUCAAAGUUGCUCUUGUCGAGCGUGAUGACUUUGCUGCGGGGACGAGUAGCAAAAGCACCAAGCUUGUGCACGGAGGAGUUCGGUAUCUGGAAAAGGCUGUAUGGGAACUCGACUACAAUCAAUAUGCCUUGGUCAAGGAAGCACUGCGCGAAAGAAAAUACUUCUUGGAUACCGCGCCUCAUCUUUCGACAUGGCUUCCGAUCAUGAUCCCGUUGCAGAAAUGGUAUCAGGCACCUUACUUUUGGGCCGGGACGAAGUUCUAUGACUUCUUGGCAGGAAGUGAAGGGAUUGAGACCAGUUACUUCUUGACGAAGAGCAAGGCUUUGGACGCGUUUCCCAUGUUGAAGACGGACAAUCUGAUAGGUGCUUUGGUGUACUACGACGGAGCUCACAACGAUAGCCGCAUGAACAUCUCCAUCGCGGCCACUGCUGCGCUUUACGGUGCGACGGUGGUGAACCAUAUGGAAGUCAUUAGCUUGACGAAAGAUCAAAACGGCAGAUUGAACGGUGUCCUUGCUCGAGAUGUGAUUGCAGAGAAGAAUGGCAAAUCGACCUCUCCGAUCACCAUACGCGCAAAAGGUGUCAUCAACGCGACUGGCCCGUUCUGUGACUCGAUCCGCAAAAUGGACGAUCAGAAAGUGAUGGAGAUUGUCGCUCCGAGUUCGGGUGUGCAUGUUGUCCUUCCUGGAUAUUACAGUCCACAGAAGAACUCGAUGGGUCUGAUUGAUCCUGCUACAUCAGAUGGGCGUGUCAUCUUUUUCCUACCCUGGCAAGGCAACACGAUUGCAGGCACCACCGAUGCGCCAUGCAAUAUCACCCAGCAUCCUAUUGCUGGCGAGGACGAAAUCGGCUGGAUCCUGAAUGAAAUCAAAGGCUACUUGUCCCCAGACAUCAACGUGCGCCGUGGAGAUGUUCUGGCUGCCUGGUCAGGUAUUCGACCACUGGUCAAAGACCCCAAGGCGAAAAAUACCCAGUCGCUGGUGCGGAAUCACCUUGUCACAGUCUCAGAUUCAGGCCUGCUCACGUGUGCGGGUGGAAAAUGGACAACGUAUCGACAAAUGGCAGAAGACGCCGUGGACGAAGCCAUCAAGCAAUUCAAAUUGCAGACAAAGCCUCUGACUACACCGAGGAGGGUCAGUGGUACGGAAAUGGUCAACGAUGCUGCGCCCUUAGACGGAAAAUGCCAGACCCAUCAGGUCCGCCUUGUGGGCGCCCAUGGAUAUUCGAAGACACUCUUUAUCAGCCUGAUCCAACAUUUUGGCCUUGAGACCGACGUGGCGAAACAUUUGGCUGAAGCGUACGGCGAUCGUGCCUGGACCGUGGCUGCACUUUCGAGCCCCACCAAUGCUAGAUAUCCUAUUCGAGGCGAGCGGAUUUCUGCCCUGUAUCCUUUUGUGGACGGAGAAGUACGAUACGCUGUUCGACAUGAGUUUGCCCAGCGCGCGGUUGAUGUCAUCGCAAGACGGACCCGCCUUGCAUUUCUCAACGCUCAAGCCGCACUGGAAGCAUUACCCAGGGUUAUCGACCUGAUGGCCGACGAGCUGAAGUGGGAUAGCAAGAGGAAGGAUCUUGAAUGGAAGGAAAGUGUUGCAUUCCUGGCCUCCAUGGGUCUCCCGAAGAGCAAGCUGGGUGCUUCGAGAAAGGACGUUGAGAGUGGAAGAGCCGUAUUCACAGAUGAGUACGAGCGGAAGCUGUAUUCGAGAUUUGAUGGCCCUGCAGAUACUCUCGAAAGCGACUCCAAGCUGGAACCUGGUCAGAAUCCCGUGAUGGGAUCCGAGUCUCCAGCCAACAAAUGA
Molecule: messenger RNA, 2238 nt
Organism: Exophiala viscosa
Lineage: Eukaryota; Fungi; Ascomycota; Eurotiomycetes; Chaetothyriales; Herpotrichiellaceae
Product: glycerol-3-phosphate dehydrogenase
Exons: 2
Coding region: 1-2238 (745 amino acids)
Biological process (GO): glycerol-3-phosphate metabolic process
Cellular component (GO): mitochondrion; glycerol-3-phosphate dehydrogenase (FAD) complex
Molecular function (GO): glycerol-3-phosphate dehydrogenase (quinone) activity
Source: RefSeq, a predicted model, not a curated record